Molecule: messenger RNA, 3029 nt
Organism: Hippocampus comes (tiger tail seahorse)
Lineage: Eukaryota; Metazoa; Chordata; Actinopteri; Syngnathiformes; Syngnathidae
Gene: s1pr5a
Product: sphingosine-1-phosphate receptor 5a
Exons: 2
Coding region: 381-1592 (403 amino acids)
Biological process (GO): G protein-coupled receptor signaling pathway
Cellular component (GO): membrane
Molecular function (GO): sphingosine-1-phosphate receptor activity
Source: RefSeq, a predicted model, not a curated record
GCGCGGACUGCUGGCCAGGGUCGCGUCAUUCCCACUCGCGUCGCUGUCGUGCGAGGACCUCGUCGCAGUCAGUCUUCCUCCGCUGCUACUUUUUCUUUUUCCCCCCCCGAUUUGUACAGGCUGGCUCGCGUCGCCCCCUUGUGUGCAGUCCAGGAACUGAAAAAUGUGAUCGAAGCCCAAAGCGCAGGAAAUCCUUUAUGACAGCAUCAAAGGAAACACUCGCAUGCAACGGCUGGACACCUUUCCCUCAACCGUUUUAAAAUUCUUUCCAAAGAGGAAAGCAAUGCACCGCCAGAGGACUCUAUGACCGUGCAUCUGAGGAUUUAAUUUUCAGAACUUUUUAUCAAAGGGUCUUGAAGUAAGAGUGACAGAGCGGCAACAUGUCGACGGACUCGUUCCACGCCGAUUACGGCGUAGCAGCUCCAUCCGAGAUGGGCAUCUCCACGUCCACGUCCACGGGAAACCUGCUUCGGAUGUUUCGGGAGUACCAGAGUAACGCGGUCAUCCUGGAGCACUACAACUUCACAGGCAAGCUGAAGGAGAACAAAUACAAGGAAGGACUCAAGCCGGAGACCAUCGCCUUUCUGCUGGUGUGCCUGCUUAUCGUGUUGGAAAACGCCGUGGUGCUGGUGGCCAUUUGGAAGAACAAAAAGUUCCAUCUGCCCAUGUACUAUCUACUGGGCAACCUGACUCUCUCCGACCUGCUGGCGGGGUUCGCUUACAUGGUCAACCUGAUGACAUCCGGCGCCAACACGUUGCACAUGACGCCCGUGUUGUGGUUCCUCCGGGAAGGGGGCGUGUUCAUCAUGCUGGCGGCGUCCGUCAUCAGCCUCCUGGCCAUCGCCAUCGAGCGCCACGUCACCAUGGUGAGGAUGAAGCCGUACCAGGGCGACAAGCAGGGCCGGAUGUUCGCUCUGAUCGGAGCCAGCUGGGUGUUGUCCGUGCUGCUGGGCGUCCUGCCCGUUCUGGGUUGGAACUGCAUGGGUCGGCUGGACCAGUGCUCCACCGUCCUGCCGCUCUACGCCAAGAGUUACAUUCUCUUCUGCGUCACCGUCUUCAUCGGCAUCCUCAUGUCCAUCGUGGUCCUCUACGUGCGCAUCUUCCGCAUCGUCAAGUCCAACACGCAGCGCCUCGGCUCGGGCCCGCAGAGGAAAGGCCUGUCCCGGAAGUCGCAGAAGUACAUGGCCCUGCUCAAGACCGUCACCAUCGUGCUGGGGGUCUUCAUCGCCUGCUGGCUGCCCCUCUUCAUCCUGCUGUUGCUCGACUUCUUCUGCCCGACCAAACGCUGUCAUGUGCUCUUCAAGGCCGACUAUUUCCUGGGCAUCGCCAUGUUCAACUCCCUCCUCAAUCCCAUCAUCUACACGCUGACCAGCAAGGACAUGAGGAGGGCCAUCCUGCGGCUGCUCUGCAGUCGCUGCCUGUUAACCAAAGACGGACAAGUGAAGAAGAUCGGCAUGCCCUUCCUGGAGUGCAGCACCAGUAAGACGGACGCCGCUUCUCACAGGCUGGAGGGACUGGAGAACACCGUGUCUUCUGGCAAUUUGACACCUUCCACGAUAAAAGCCAUCUUGCCCAAAUUGUCCAAGACAUGACGCGGACUUUGUAUGCGAGCAAGGGCGAGGAGAAGCAUGACCACUGACUGAGGUGGGAUGCACGUGAUCAAACCGAACCACGUCCAGAGUUACGGGAACGGGAUUGCACUCAACCUUUCUGGUAUUACCCAUCGCUGAAUGUGAGAGGGGGUUUGGUUUAACAUACCUUUGAUUUUUGUAGCCAUUCUCUUACUGAAUGCAGGUGCGCAUCCAUGCCGCCAGAGGUGAUGGUGAAUUCAUACUCACAAGAACGGAAUUCAAAUGGUCUGCCGUGCGCGCGGGCGUGGUCGCCAUCGGGAAUUUUGGGAGCGCUCCCGUACGGCCGGUCCGUUCCAGGCGGAGAUCGUCGCGCUUCGGGGCUGCUGGUUGUACAGCUCAGCUCACCACAGCGCGGUUUACGGCGACGCGUUUCCGCUGCACUUCGUGCCGGCCUAAUGGCAAAAACUGUAUCGGCCCGGUUAAUAGCAUGACAUCGUAUCCAGAACAAGACGUGGCGUUUCCCGUUCUUUUAUCGUGACAUGUAGCUCUUUAUUGCAAGAAUAGUUGACAUGUGUUCUUUCUUUUCCUCGCCUUUUGUCACAUGAAUGGCGACUUAAGCUUUUAGGCGGCGCACCCUUGUAGAGGGAGGCAAAACGUAGCCCUGAUUCGGCCGCCAGUAACGUAAUCCCGUUGUCAGCAACUGUAAUGCUUCACAAGGCCAAUGUUAAGCAACAGUCUGGUGGAAUGCCAUUUCAUCUCACCGCUGUUUACUUUUGAACAAAAACUGAAAUGGAAGAGUUCACCAUUGUGCAGAUGUUUCACAUAAAUUACAGCCAAUUACGCUGUCCAUCCAAAAGAGCGGAGCCAAAGCCAGAGCAUGAGAUUUCGCCGUAUCUCCACUCCUUGUGUGGCAGAUAAUGAUACGUUGCUGCAAACUGGGAGCAUCCACACCCAAUCUUUGCAGCCAAAAACCAUCUUAAGUUUGGUCAGGAGAAACGCAGGGUAGCGUCCCCCCCCCACACACACACACGACCCGCCACAGCUGACAUCAGAGACCGGGCAGCCAUGAGACACGCUGAAGACGUCAUGCGGGUCUCUUGGUUGGGUUUCAGCUUUGGGGGCUGAAGAGCCUUGAGAACUUCGUUCGCGAAGAAAGUUCCAAGUUGACGGUGGUGCAUGACGUGAAUGGACCGCCCACCUAUCAUCGUCAUCCCCCCCUCUUUGACGUUAAUGUCCAACGCAACAGCAAUCUGCACUGCAUUUCAUCGUAGCAACAGAUAUGUGAGCAUUUUUUUUUUAGCUUGCGGAUGUGUAAAGAGAAACCAUAUUUUGUGGUUAGAUCUUGUGUAAAUAUAUAGCUCGCCCUUGAGUUUAUCGUAACUGUUUUUAACGUAAAUGUCCUAAGUUAUGUCCAUUUCUAUGUGUGCACUGAAUAAACUAUUUGUAUUGAUAUUUGUA